GUGUUGUGACAGGAUUCAGUUGUGUGUAUGCCAUUUAAAGACCGAGGGUGUAGAAAAUUGCUAGUAUUUACAAUUUCUCUUGAGGAGUAAUAAGCAAGAUGCAAACCUUUUCUACAAAAUCUAAAGUUCGUCGUUGCCUGUUUGGUCCACCCGACCACGAAAGUAUCCGUAAAGAUUUGGAUAAAGCUUUAGAGGACAAUAGAAGUGAAUUACGUGAGAAAUGGAAUUAUGACUUUGACCAAGAUGUUCCUUUAGAAGGGAAAUACCAGUGGGAAGUUUGUGAAGAAAAGGAAUAUAUUCCGUCUUUUUAUACCAGAGACUAUCCAGUGAAAUUGAAAAGGAAAAUUAGUGACAUAAUUACUGUGAAACAGACAACUGGAAGUUUACAAUCUGUGUUGUCUUUAGAUUCUUGUGAGGACAUUAGUACAUGUGAAAAAUCUUCGAACUCGGAGGAGAAUUGUUCUAGUCAGAAAAAUGUUAAUGUGUGCAAUAAACCUGAGAAGAAAGUCGUACAAACACAGAUUUCUGCUUUUAUGCCAAAAAGAAAGAGAAGCAGAUCAGAUGUAUCUUUAUCAACAAUAAGAACCAAAUCUCCUAGAAUCUAACCCACAUCAAUUAUUAACAAUAGUGCUAUUGUGUUCAGCAAAACCCAGACAAAGAAUUAUGGAAGAUGUUACCAUAGUUACCAGACAGAUUAUUGGAGAUUCAGAACUUGCCAAAACAAUGACCAACUAUUUAUUGAAGGAUCUUGCCAGAAUUCAGAAUUAAAUUCACUGUCUGUGUUUUACUGAGGGAAAAAAAAUGUGCAAUGUAUAAAACUGUGACUUAGGAUGAUCUCAUUAUUUAUAUAAAUUAUAGAAAACUUAUCAAUGGUUUGUGACAGAAAAUAUUUAUUGGUAUAAAUCUGGUAGAAUAUACCAGAACUUAUUUAUCAGAAAAUGUAGAUAUUCUUUAAUAUAUUUUGUAGUUUUGUUUUUUUGUGUUGCAGUAUAAGUUUAUGCCUUUUAAUUUUUUUAAAAGAGAAGUUUGAAACAUCUUAAAAGUGAAAAAGAUUUUUUUUUAUUUGAUAAUUGUUUUGUUUGUUUGUAAAAUGCUUUUAUUUUGCUUUCUGACAUAAAAUGUGAACUUAAAAAGUGCACAUGCAAUACUUUCUUAAUCCAGGGUCAAAAUCUAGAACAAUGAUCUCGAAAUGGAACACUAAACUGGAGUUAACCUUAAUGUAGUAAAAAUCAAAAGUUAAACAUUAGGUUUUUGGGAAAUGUAUGGAUUUUAGGAUAAAUGUGGUAGAUAGAAGUUUAGGGGGACAACAUAAUAGAAGUUUAGGGGAAUGAGAUAAUAGAAAUUGAGGGGGGGGUGAGAUAAUAGAAAUUCAGGGGGGUGAGAGAAUAGAAGUUUAGGGGGGGUGAGAUAAUAGAAAUUUAGGGGGGUGAGAUAAUAGAAGUUUACGGGGAUAAUAGGGCAGUUACACCAUUAUAGUGUUCCAACAUUUUGUGUAAUAAACAUCUAAUGUUUCAUUCAGCAUUUAUUUUAUGUAAUUUACAAUCUGUUGAUUUUAAAUUUUACUUUAUGUAUCACUUCGUCAUGUUUGUAGUACAUUAUAACUCCCAAAUCAUAUUUAACAUUAGUUUUAACACACAAGUCAUUUCAAUGAGAUUUAAUCAUUACAAGUCAUAAUGUUACUUUUUUCGGGAAGGGGGGGAUAGUUCAGUGUGUAAUGCAGACAACUGGUUAUAUUGAGAAAUGAAGGGAAUGGGGAGAAUUAUUUAAUUAACAGAUUGUAUAUUAUGUGAACAUCACAAUUGUUUUGUUGAUGUCUCUAAGACAUCUCGUUGUUAAUUUAUUGUUGUAAAAUGAUGAAAAAAGAAAAUUAAAAAUAGUUCAAAAGUGAAAA
This is a messenger RNA of Mytilus trossulus (common blue mussel), 1891 nucleotides long. RefSeq names its product cyclin-dependent kinase inhibitor 1B-like. Bases 99 to 605 code for a protein of 168 amino acids. Gene Ontology annotation, biological process: regulation of cell cycle. The transcript is spliced from 3 exons. The record is from RefSeq and is a predicted model, not a curated record. Lineage: Eukaryota; Metazoa; Mollusca; Bivalvia; Mytilida; Mytilidae. Gene Ontology annotation, cellular component: nucleus. Gene Ontology annotation, molecular function: cyclin-dependent protein serine/threonine kinase inhibitor activity.